UUAACCUACACACCAGCUGUCCACAUUGGACGGCUCUCACCAACAAUUUCAAUAUCAGUCUCUUCUGUGUUGUUUGGGAACUCCCUUCGUCUCCCAAAAUUACAGACAACACAAAUGAACUCACUCUUUCGCUUCCUUCCUCUUACAAAAUUUGGUUUUUCAAUUUAAUUACUCGCUAUUUCUUCCACUAAUUGCUGCGUUUCAAUGCCUGCUAAGUUCAUAGCCAAAUCGUGCCUGGAUAACCCUAGACACUUGCAAACAGCUCCUACCCGCCAGCCGUUUUGGCGUAUUUCUCAGUUUUUGUUUUCUUUACUAGCUUUGACUCGCUUGUAGUUAUAGAAUUCCAUCGUUUGAGCCUCCGAUGGCGCCCAGUCGGAGAAAAGGUGAUAGCAAAGCCGCCGCCGCCGCCGCUCGCCGUCAAUGGAAGGUGGGCGAUCUUGUCCUCGCGAAAGUUAAAGGCUUCCCUGCUUGGCCUGCCACGGUAAGUGAGCCAGAGAAGUGGGGCUAUUCAGCUGAUUGGAAGAAAGUACUGGUGUACUUCUUUGGAACCCAACAAAUAGCCUUCUGCAAUCCUGUUGAUGUUGAAGCAUUUACUGAAGAAAAAAAACAAUCUCUUUCGGCCAAACGCCAGGGAAGGGGUGCAGAUUUUGUUCGUGCAGUGCAGGAAAUUAUAGAUAGUUAUGAGAAAUCAAAGAAACGGGACCAGGUUGAUUCCAAUUCUGGUGAUGAGGGCACCCUGGCAAAUGGUGGAAAUUCAGCAGACUCAUCUGCCCACUUUGGAUUGAAGGACCGAACAGAAGCUUCUGAAGCAGCACUCGAUUCACAAUUGUUAAAUUCAAAUUCUCCUACAGCUGCUGAUGAUCCAAGUCUUCUAUCUCAGAAUGCUCCUGCUGUUGGACCAUUAGAUGCAAUGCCUGAUAAAGAGGCCUUAGCAGAACAACCUGCUGAUAACUUGGUUGUUAAAGAAAUACCUGUUCUAACCACCUAUACUUCAAGAAAAAGAUCUGGAGGCUUGCCAUUUCAAAAUACUCAGAGAAAGGUACUUUCAACGCGAAGGUCUAUAAGCUCAACAAGGGUUGAACACUGUAGAUUCCAGAAUUUUAUGGUGCCAUAUAAUGAUGAGGAGAAGAAUGCAGGGGAGAUAUCUGCCAAUGUUGCUAGAGAUGGAUCCUUACAAAGGAAUAAACGAAUCAGAAAAUCACCUGAUGCCUCUGAAUGUGAUGAUAUGGAUUCAUUUGCUUAUAUAUCAAACGGUAGCAUUGAGGACAAUGGUUCUGAAAUUGUAACAGUUGAAUCUGAUGCCUUCAGUCUGAAUGAGAGCAGCACCGUGGAUUCUGGCUGUAAAGUCGAACAUUCAGAGACUGUCGUUGAGUGUUUGGAGGGAGAUGUUGAGUUAAGCAAAGGGCUUGAUUUCCAAAUUAAGGCUGUUUUCUUAAAGAAGAAAAGAAAACCAAAUCGAAAGCGAAGUACUAGUGAUGCAGUUGAUCCUUUUGCGAGAAUGGACACAGAAGCUGAUGCAGGGAUGAAUAAUUGCCAUUUUUCUCAAAAUAAUGGCAGCAUUUUUGAUAAAUGCCUUUCAAAAGAAGAUGGAGAUGAGCACCUUCCAUUAUUGAAACGAGCCAGGGUUAGAAUGGGCAAACAAUCCUCUGCAGACGGUUUGAAAAAUUCUUUGCUGACUCAAGAAAAACCUUUCAAGGAUGUUACUCUUAAUAUGUUAGGGCAAACCAGCCCCUCUUCAAAUCAUGAUGAUAAUGUUCAGGUAGAUUGUUCUGCAGUGAAGAGAUUUCCAGAGAAUGUAUCACCUUUGAAGGACUGCACUGACAUUGUAGGAAUUAGGCCACAGCUUUGUAAAGAUACGAAAUACCUAUCAUUUGGCUGUUCUGCUGAUGUUGAAGCUGCUCUACCUCCGUCUAAACGCCUCCAUCGUGCACUUGAAGCAAUGUCUGCUAAUGCUGCUGAAGAAGGUCAAGCCUGCAUUGAGGCAUUGUCAACCAUAAACCCAUCUACUGAUGUGUUAUGCAUUGAAUCCUUAACAAGAUGUUCUAAUGAGACUAUCGAAAGCAAAGAAGGGAGUGGUUUGGGACUGUGCAGUGCAGACUCGGAAGACGAUGCUUCUGGUUUCUAUUCUAGGUCAAAUCCCAAAGUUUUGGAGGGGUCUACCAAAUCUUCUGGAGAAGCACAUAGUGCUGAUCAACUCACCAAGAGUCCUAAGAGCCAAAAUCAUCAAUUGGAUGGAGAUGUUGUAGGCCCUAUGAACAAUGAUGAUGGCGAAGAUCCUACAUUGUCACCUUUGGCCAUUCAUACAAUCCAGACUGGGGUUCAAGAACAAACUCUGGAACACAUUUUGCCUAGUCCUGACAGAAGACAGGCUAAAUCCAUGCCAGACGAAGAUUCAUUUGAUCAGUUGUUGCCUUCUAAGUGUGAAGGCAAUGCUGAGAAUCUUGAGUUGAGUGAUUUUAGAGCUGAAAAUGUUGAGAAAGAGCUUGAUACUGUGGUAAAUGAGUCAAGCCUGGAUACUGUGUCAGGGGCUGAUGAAAGUGCUAAGGUUUCACCUAAAAUUGAUUCUGACCUGCAUCAGUACAAUUUGGAGGGAACCGGUUGUUGUAAUACCAAGUCUUUGAGUUCUCAAAAUGAUGACAACUGCCAUAUUAAUGGAAUGUGUGAUAUUCUGGAAGAGUUCAAAAAUAAAGAAAGGCAGAUGGAUAAAGGUUUGGUUUCCUUUUCUGAAAAUCAUGUAGUGGACAAGGUUGUCUCAAAUGUCCAAUUAACUCUAUCUCCGGUUGAUGGGGUGGAUUCUCCUGCACUGGUUUCUCCUCCCAAUUCUUCACUUUGUCACAUAUCUACAUCAGAAAGUGCAAAUGUUGUUCAAAACAAUGCUAGUUGUGGUCCCAAUGUUCACUCACAACACAAGAAAAUUUUGGGCACUCAAAUUGCUGAUGAAGAGGAAAACAGCUAUACAUUUGUAACUCAUAGGCCAACAUUUAUGGGAAAGUGGAGUGAUUAUUCAGAGGCACAUACUGCUCUUACUUCUUUUGAGGCUUUGCUUGGGUCAUUAACAAGGACGAAGGAGAGUAUUGGGCGAGCAACUCGCAUGGCUAUUGACUGUGUAAAGUUUGGUGUUUCUGCAAAGGUGGUGGAAAUUCUAGUUCGAAACUUGGAGAGCGAGUCUAGCUUACACAAAAGGGUGGAUUUGUUUUUUCUUGUGGAUUCUAUUACUCAGUGCUCUCGAGGUUUGAGAGGUGAUGUUGGUGGUAUAUACCCUUCGGCUAUACAGGCUGUGUUGCCGCGCUUACUGUCAGCUGCUGCUCCUCCUGGAAAUACUGCUCUGGAAAAUCGUAGGCAAUGUUUAAAGGUUUUGAGGGUUUGGCUGGAGAGAAGAAUACUUCCAGAAUCAGUUAUUCGUCACCAUAUGCGAGAACUCGAUUCAUUUAGUUGUUCAUCUUCUGCUGGUGCCUAUUCUCGUCGUUCAGCAAGAACAGAAAGGGCUUUAGAUGAUCCUAUUAGAGAUAUGGAGGGCAUGCAUGUUGAUGAAUAUGGAAGCAAUUCAAGUUUUCAGCUUCCUGGAUUUUGUAUGCCCCGCAUGUUAAAGGAUGAAGAUGAAGGAAGUGAUUCUGAUGAAGGGAGUUUCGAGGCUGUCACUCCUGAACAUAAAUCUGAAACUGUCGAGGAGCGGGUUACAAUCCCUGUCAUUGAGAAGCAUAGACAUAUAUUGGAAGAUGUAGAUGGUGAACUGGAAAUGGAGGAUGUGGCUCCACCUUGUGACAUGGAGAUGGGUUCAAACAAUAACAGUGCUGAAAUUAAUACUACAGAGACUUCGCAAAAUCAGUUAGUGCCCUUUGUCCCUCCUCUACCACAAGAUAUGCCUCCUUCAUCACCACCAUUGCCGUUGUCUCCCCCUUCACCACCUCCUCUGCUUUCCCCAUGUGCAACGUCUGAACCUUACUCUAAUGGAGCAGGCAUGCAUAACAUGCAAAAUGAUGUGAGACUAUCUGUAGCCCAGCAGUCAGUUGCACCAGGGAUGAAUCCAUCGAUGCCUAUGAAUGCAGUUCUUUAUCAUGCUUCAGAUUGUCGGGAUCAUCAGAUGCCGAUGCGGAUGUCCGACUCUGCUAGCUCUUUUGGCAGUUAUCAUGUAUGCCCAUCAAACAAUGUUCAACAAGCUGAUAGCCCAAGGUUCCAUCACAAGCCAUACCCUCCACUGCCACUUCAUGCUCCACCAUCAAAUCAGUUCUCAUAUGUUCAGACUGGCCAGAAUAUUAAAUCUAGGAGGGAACCCCCACCCUCUUCCCUUCCAAAUAGAUACCAUUCUUUGCCACAUGAUGGUGGAAACUAUUACAAUAACCAUGAUAGAAUGAAAUUGGCCCCAUAUGAAGUCCAAGAGAAUUGGAGAUUUCCCACUCCCUCUUUUUCGGGUCCAAGAUACCAUGACAAACCUAAAGAAUCUCAUGGACCUUGUUCAUAUGCUGGUCCCCCAUGUGAACCAACAAGAAUGCCACACCAAGGAUGGGCAUAUCCUCCCCGGGGAAUGAAUCACAGGAGUUCUUUACCCAUUAGACCACCUUUUGGAGGUCCUGUACCAGUAGGAAUAAGAGCUCCAGGCAGUUGGCGGCCAAGAUAAACAAAUAUAAUUACACUAUAAGCAUCGGUUUGACCCAAUUUUUGAUCUGGGUUCUGCGGCUUGUUCAAAAAGAGUGAGUCAUUUCCUGGGCCAAGCCUCAUGGACAUGCUGGGACUGUGUAUAUAUGUAAUUUAUCAGCUCUUCUGCAAAAGCAGGAGGGUGGCAAGACGUAUUGUCAUGGCCAUUGUAGAGAGGACAGUUGGAGAGGUAACUACAUCAAUUCUAGAAUUUUCUUAUUGCUUACAAUUUUGUGUAAUUGACUUAUUGGAAGCCUUUAUAUAGGAACCUUAUCAAUGAAGCAUACGAUGAAAGUACUUCAGUUCCA
Messenger RNA from Mangifera indica (mango), 4940 nucleotides. RefSeq names its product protein HUA2-LIKE 2-like. The transcript has 12 exons. Gene Ontology annotation, cellular component: nucleus. Gene Ontology annotation, biological process: regulation of transcription by RNA polymerase II. The record is from RefSeq and is a predicted model, not a curated record. Lineage: Eukaryota; Viridiplantae; Streptophyta; Magnoliopsida; Sapindales; Anacardiaceae. Bases 362 to 4615 code for a protein of 1417 amino acids. Gene Ontology annotation, molecular function: transcription coregulator activity; double-stranded DNA binding.